Messenger RNA from Enterobius vermicularis (human pinworm), 882 nucleotides. NCBI's taxonomy places the organism in Eukaryota, Metazoa, Nematoda, Chromadorea, Rhabditida, Oxyuridae. The record is from the annotation of a GenBank genome assembly.
AUGUACACGACUGCUGCCCCAAUUCACGUGUCGGUAGACAAUGAGACGAGUUAUUUCUGCUUGCAUGACGUUCAAAUUGAAAGUGGUGGAGUCAUUUCUGUCAAAAAUGCAGAAGCGUUUUGCCGUAAAAAGAUACAGGGAACGUUGCUCUCUAUAUUAGGACCAGAAGAAGAAAGGUUUGUAAGAGAUACUAUACUGGCUCAGAUGAAAACGCAGAACAGUGGUAAAUCUUACUGGAGGUUACUUGGAGUUGAGAAAUUCUAUUUCAAAACACAUGAGACCAGCUCUUUGUUUUUCAAGAGGGAAAAUAAGACGUUUGCUGGUGGUACAAAACCCUUCUAUGUUCUCUCAAAGAGCUCUGAUGAUUUCGAAUAUGAUGGUGGUGGCCGAUGUUUCGCACUAAGCGGGAACUUUUCAAGGUUAAAAGAUGGUAUUUGGAUUGUCAACUGCAAUCGUUUAUGGAAAUACAUCACUUGCAAAGUUCCUGCUGCACCUUCAUUUUCAGGGCCACUGCAACAGGCUUACUUGACGGAUUUUGAAGAUCAGAUGAAAUUGAAUUGGCCCGAUGUUGUUAUUUUUACUGAAGGGUGGACUUACAUUUUAUGGGCUUUUAUGGCUGUAGCGGUGGCCACUGUUGCAGAAGCAAAAAUAGUCAUGAAAAUCUCUGCUGAUAAAGUUGGGGAGGGAUUUCAAAAGCCGCUGCUCGUCACAUUUAAGGAGAUUAUCCGAAAAAAAUUUGAAGAUCGUAGAUCUGGUGAUGUGCUUAAGCACAUAUAUGACGUUGGGAUGUCUGAUUUUGACCGGUUUUUGUAUGAAAGUAAUGUCAGAGGUGAAUCUCCGAUCAGAGUGCUAUACGAUUCCCCUCAAGCCUUAGAUUUUUAA